CCGGAGUCCAGCCGCAGCUCCUCUCUCAUUCAUGCUGAGCGCUGCUCUCUGUGCGCACGGAUCUGCAGAGCUGAGCUUUCUGCUUCUUCUGCUCUCUGACAAACCGAGCGGGAAUGGAAACGUCUUCUGCUGCAACUCUGACAUUCUAGUGAAAGAUAAAAAAGGGAAGAAAUUAUGCCAAGCAGGGAUAAUGCAAAACACUUGAUCUGGCUGAUGGUGGACGAAGCUGAGGAUCAGGGGAUGAGGAUAUAAAUCCACACGGGAGUGGAGGAUAAAAGAGAACAGGAAGAUUACUACUUCAAGACUUUUUUUUAUCCAUCUUUUUCCCCUGCAGUCUUAUAAGGCACUGACUGACCGCUUCGCAGAUUGCAAUCUCAAAAAUACACACUAACACACACUCCCCUUCCCUCACCACCAUGUCCUCACACCUUAAUCCACCCCUUCUGAUCUUCCCCUUACUCCUUCUUUGCUGCCUGCCCCAGACCACCACCUCAACCACCCCUCCUGUCUCUUCUCUCCUCUCCUUCUCUCCGCCAGAAGGUGGUCUCACGCAUUUGGUGGUCCACAACAAAACGGGAGAGGUCUACCUGGGUGCUGUCAAUUGGAUCUACAAGCUAUCCAGCAAUCUCACCAAGCUGCGGAGCCACGUUACUGGGCCUGUCACUGACAACCCUCGCUGUUACCCUCCCCCUGGUGUCCAGUCAUGCCCACAUGAGCUAGUGCAGACUUCUAAUGUCAAUAAACUCCUGCUACUUGAUGCUGCCCACAACCGCUUAAUUGCGUGUGGGAGUACUUCCCAGGGAAUAUGCCAGUUCCUGCGCCUGGAUGAUUUAUUUAAGCUUGGUGAGCCACACCACCGUAAAGAGCAUUAUCUAUCCAGCGUUGCAGAGCCAGACACUAUGUCUGGCGUAGUGAUCCCACCUGAUAUUUUUGGUGGGGGGAGCAAACUCUUUGUUGGCACCCCCAUUAAGGGAAAGUCUGAGUAUUUCCCUACGCUAUCUAGUCGCAAGCUAAUGUCGAACGAGGAGAAUGCUGACAUGUUCAGCUUUGUGUACCAGGAUGAGUUUGUGUCUUCCCAGCUUAAGAUUCCCUCUGACACUCUGUCCAAGUUCCCAGCGUUUGACAUCUACUACAUUUAUGGCUUCAACAGUGAGCAAUUUGUGUACUACCUCACCUUACAACUUGACACCCAAUUGACUUCACCAGACGCAAACAGCGAACAGUUCUUCACUUCCAAGAUUGUCCGCUUAUGCGUUGAUGAUCCCAAGUUCUACUCGUAUGUUGAAUUCCCCAUUGGCUGCACUAAGGACGGAGUGGAGUACCGCUUGGUUCAGGAUGCUUAUUUGGCCCGACCAGGAUCGCGCUUGGCUCGUUCCCUUGGCAUUCGAGAGCACGAGGAGGUUCUCUUCACUGUAUUUGCCCAAGGUCAGAAGAACAGAGAGAAGCCGCCCAAAGAGUCAGCUUUGUGUUUGUUCACAAUGAGGCAGAUAAAGGAAAAGAUUAAAGAAAGGAUUCAGUCAUGCUACAAAGGAGAGGGGAAACUCUCCCUUCCCUGGCUGCUCAACAAGGAGCUGGCCUGCAUCAACUCGCCGCUGCAGAUAGACGAUAACUUCUGCGGCCAGGAUUUCAACCAGCCUCUGGGAGGAACAAAAGCUAUUGAGGGCAUCCCGCUUUACGUGGACAAGGAUGACGGCAUGACCUCUGUGGCACCUUAUGACUACAGAGGCAACACCGUGGUGUUUACAGGCACCCGCAGCGGACGCAUAAGGAAGAUCUUGGUGAACUCCAUCGCCCAGCCUGUCCUGUUGUACGAGAAUGUGAUGGUGAGCGAUGGGAACCCCAUCUUAAGAGAUCUGCUCUUCAGUCCAGAUCACCAGUUCCUGUACACCCUCACUGAUAAACAGGUCACCCGCGUGCCAGUGGAGAGCUGCGAGCAGUACACUUCUUGCAGAGACUGUCUGGGAUCAGGAGACCCUCACUGCGGAUGGUGUGUGCUACAUAACAUAUGUUCGAGGAGAGAUCGCUGUGAGCGUGCAGAGGAGCCCCAGCGUUUCACCACCAGAGUCGAGCAGUGUGUUCAUCUUUCCGUCCAUCCUGAGACUGUCUCUGUCACCAUGUCAGAAGUGCAGUUGGUGCUUCAGGCGCAGAACGUGCCCAGUCUGUCUGCAGGAGUAAACUGCUCCUUUGAGGACUUCGUAGAGACAGAGGGGCGCAUCUAUAGUGGACGGAUCUUCUGCCUGUCUCCCUCUACCAAAGAAAUUGCUCCUAUUACACGAGACCAGGGUGACCAACGUGUAAUAAGGCUGUAUCUGAAGUCCAAAGAGACGGGGAAGAAGUUUGCCAGCGUUUUAUUCAUCUUCUACAACUGCAGCGUCCACCAAUCGUGCCUGUCCUGCGUCAACGCCAACUUUCCCUGCCACUGGUGCAAAUACCGCCACAUGUGCACUCAGGACGCCAGCGACUGCUCCUUCCAGGAGGGUAGAGUCAACACUUCACAGGAGUGCCCUCAGAUCCUGCCCUCCACUCAGAUCUACAUUCCUGCUGGUGUGAUGAGGCCGAUCACUCUGCUGGCUCAGAACCUGCCCCAGCCUCAGUCUGGACAAAGGAACUAUGAGUGCAUCUUUCACAUCCAGGGCAACACAUACAACGUCCCUGCACUGAGGUUCAACAGCUCCAGCAUCCAAUGUCAGAAGACCAUGUACGACUAUGAGGGCAGCGGUAUCAGCGACCUGCCGGUUGACCUCUCUGUGGUGUGGAACGGGAACUUUGUCAUCGACAAUCCCUUCAACAUCCAAGCCCACCUGUACAAGUGCAGGGCAUUACGGGACAGCUGCGGCAUGUGCCUGAAAGCUGACCCCAGGUUUGAAUGCGGUUGGUGCGUCCAAGAGAAGAAGUGCUCCCUGCGGCAGGAGUGUACGGUCGGUGGAAACUCCAACCUUCCUCUGCAGCUGGCUGAAGGUGGGGGGUGGAUGCAUGCCACAUCUGGAAACAGCCGCUGCACUCACCCCAAGAUCACUAAGUUGUUCCCAGAGACUGGACCACGUCAGGGGGGAACCAGGUUGACCAUCUGGGGGGAAAACCUGGGCCUACAAUUUCGAGACAUCCAGAUGGGAGUCAGGCUGGGAAAGGUGCCCUGUGUGCCAAUUGAAGAGGAGUAUAUCAGUGCCGAGAGAAUCGUGUGCUUGCUGAAUGAUGCUACUGGCUACAGGGUCCAAGAAGCUCAGGUCGAGGUGUGUGUGAGAGACUGCGUCAAUGACUAUAGAGCUUUGUCACCAAGGCCAUUCACCUUUGUGACUCCUUAUUUCACUCGAAUCCAGCCGUCUCAGGGACCCAUUUCGGGCGGCACCAGGGUCACCAUUGAGGGGAGCUAUCUCAACGCAGGCAGCUAUGUGUCAGUCAGCAUCGGGCCACAGCCCUGCCACUUUAAGAGGAGAAAUGCACGAGAGAUCGUGUGCGUCACCCCCGCCGGACUCGCACCAAGCAGUUCAUCAGUCUUGGUGGACAUUGAUGAUGCUGAGCUGCGGAAUCCAGAGGUCCGAUUUAACUACACUGAAGACCCCACGGUCCUAAAAAUAGAGCCUGAUUGGAGCAUUGCCAGUGGUGGAACUCCUCUGACAGUGAGCGGGACCAACCUAGCAACCAUCCGAGAACCGAAGAUCAGGGCCAAGUAUGGGCAGGCCGAGUCCUUUCAUAACUGCACUGUAUACAACAAUUCUGUGAUGGUCUGCAUCGCUCCGUCAGUGGCUGACUCCGAGCUGGGAUUUUCUGACACCGGCUCCGGUCCGGAUGAAAUCGGCUUUUACAUGGACAAUGUCAACUCUCUGGUGGUGGUCAACGAAACGUUCAGCUACUACCCUGACCCUGUCUUUGAGCCGCUGAGUCCAUCCGGUGUACUGGAGCUCAAACCUACAUCCCCACUAAUACUCAAGGGUCGUAACCUGAUCCCAGCGGCCCCAGGUAACAGCCGCCUGAACUACACGGUGCUGAUUGGAGAAACUCCCUGUGUCCUGACCCUGUCUGAGAGCCAGCUGUUGUGCGAAUGGCCCAACCUCACCGGACAACACAAAGUCACGAUCCGGGCCGGUGGAUUCGAAUACUCACCAGGAACUCUUCACAUCUACUCGGACAGUCUCCUCACCCUUCCUGCUAUCAUUGGCAUUGGAGGGGGUGGGGGCCUGCUCCUCUUGGUGAUUAUCGCCGUCCUCAUAGCCUACAAGAGGAAGUCGAGGGAUGCGGACCGCACCCUGAAACGUCUGCAGCUCCAGAUGGACAACCUCGAGUCACGAGUGGCCCUGGAGUGUAAAGAAGCUUUUGCUGAGCUCCAGACAGACAUCCAUGAACUGACACAGGAACUGGACGGAGCGGGGAUUCCCUUCUUGGACUAUCGUACGUACGCAAUGAGGGUUCUGUUCCCAGGGAUUGAGGAUCACCCUGUCCUAAAGGAGAUGGAGGUACGGGUCCAAGCCAACGUAGAGAAGGCGCUCACGCUGUUUGGCCAGCUGUUGACUAAGAAGCACUUCUUGCUGACAUUCAUUCGAACGCUUGAAGCUCAAAGGUCAUUUUCGAUGCGGGAUCGUGGCAACGUUGCAUCUCUGAUCAUGACGGCCCUGCAGGGGGAGAUGGAGUACGCGACGGGGGUUCUGAAACAACUGCUGUGUGAUCUGAUAGACAGAAACCUGGAGAGCAAAAAUCAUCCUAAGCUGCUGCUGAGAAGAACGGAGUCUGUAGCUGAAAAGAUGCUAACCAACUGGUUUACAUUCCUUCUGUACAAGUUCCUCAAGGAGUGCGCCGGCGAGCCUCUGUUCAUGCUGUACUGUGCCAUCAAGCAGCAGAUGGAGAAGGGACCCAUUGAUGCCAUCACAGGAGAAGCUCGCUACUCCCUCAGCGAAGACAAACUCAUCAGGCAACAGAUUGACUACAAAACACUGACGUUGCACUGUGUUAACCCGGAAAAUGAAAACGCAUCAGAGGUGACGGUCAAGUGUCUGAACUGUGACACCAUAACUCAGGUCAAAGAGAAGCUGCUUGAUGCCAUGUACAAAGGCAGCCCUUACUCCCAAAGGCCCAAGGCUUCUGAUAUGGACCUCGAAUGGCGUCAGGGUCGGAUGGCCCGAAUCAUUCUUCAGGAUGAAGAUGUCACAACCAAGAUCGACAACGACUGGAAAAGACUCAAUACGCUGGCUCACUAUCAGGUAACAGAUGGCUCCGUGAUCGCUCUGGUGCCAAAGCAGAACUCUGCGUAUAACAUCUCCAACUCCUCCACCUUCACAAAGAGCCUCAGCAGAUACGAGAGCAUGCUGAGGACAGCCAGCAGCCCCGACAGCCUACGGUCCAGAACCCCAAUGAUCACACCGGAUCUGGAGAGUGGGACCAAACUCUGGCAUCUGGUGAAGAACCAUGACCACUCAGACCAGAGGGAGGGAGACCGAGGAAGCAAGAUGGUCUCUGAGAUCUACCUCACCAGGCUGUUGGCCACAAAAGGUACAUUACAGAAGUUUGUGGACGACUUGUUUGAGACCAUCUUCAGCACAGCUCACAGAGGAAGCGCGCUGCCGCUGGCCAUCAAGUACAUGUUCGACUUCCUGGACGAGCAAGCAGACAAACACUCCAUCACAGACUACGACGUACGACACACCUGGAAGAGCAACUGUCUCCCUCUGCGCUUCUGGGUAAACGUGAUCAAGAACCCCCAGUUUGUUUUUGACAUCCAUAAAAACAGCAUCACGGAUGCCUGCCUCUCUGUUGUGGCUCAGACCUUCAUGGACUCAUGUUCGACGUCUGAGCACAAACUGGGAAAAGAUUCGCCUUCAAAUAAGCUUCUUUACGCUAAAGACAUUCCCAACUACAAGAGCUGGGUAGAAAGAUAUUACUCGGAUAUUUCCCGUAUGCCAGCAAUCAGCGAUCAGGACAUGAGUGCCUACUUAGCAGAGCAGUCCCGCCUGCACCUCGACCAGUUCAACAGUAUGUCUGCUCUGCAUGAGAUCUACACCUACAUCAUCAAAUACAAAGAUGAGAUCCUCUCUGCGCUACAGAAGGACGACCAGUCUCGCAGGCAGCGGCUACGCGGCAAGUUAGAGCAGGUCAUCGACACAAUGGCCCUGGCAAGCUGAGGUCCGGCCAAUCAGACACCUCAGCUAGUGCAGAACUGGCUUACCCAAACGCCUUCCCUCACCACUUUUGACAUCCCGUGACAUUUUUGAUUCUUGACGUCUGAGAUCUGUUGUCACUGCGGUGGCAGAUGACGACCUGCAGCAGUGAAAAAGGCUGCAAAGACACGAGCACCGCGCAGGAGAGGCGCACUGGAAGGACAGCAGAGUCUGGAAUCUAUCAGAAUGUUUAUUCCACCCCCUUUUAUUUCAUUACUAUUCUUUUUCUUCCUUCUUCUUAGUGUCUGAGCCACAAUUCUUACUAUCAGCCAAAUCAAACGCAACCUCCAGCCUCAGAUAAUAUGGACCUAAACUAAAACAGGUGAGCAGAAGAAAAGACUCCUUUAGCUGGAGCUGACACUCUACAGGAAAAAGCUCCGAACCACCAAGGUAAUGUUUCAGACUGCGAAUUAUCAAAAACCCAGGAGAUUUCAUUACUCUCCCUUUCUGUUGCUGUCCUCUACGGGGGAUAUAUAACAUCAGGGACUUUUGCAGAACUGCAGCAAAAAGAACUGUCAGAG
Molecule: messenger RNA, 6667 nt
Organism: Cyprinodon tularosa
Lineage: Eukaryota; Metazoa; Chordata; Actinopteri; Cyprinodontiformes; Cyprinodontidae
Product: plexin-A1-like
Exons: 33
Coding region: 417-6110 (1897 amino acids)
Biological process (GO): regulation of cell shape; regulation of cell migration; semaphorin-plexin signaling pathway involved in axon guidance
Cellular component (GO): semaphorin receptor complex
Molecular function (GO): protein binding; semaphorin receptor activity
Source: RefSeq, a predicted model, not a curated record